UAAUGGGGCUGCCCACCCACAUGGCCUGGGAUCCUCUUCCCCAGCUCCAAGACUAUGGCUGGCUCAUGCUUUGAGAAAAAAGCUUUGAAAAUAUGUCUGCAUAGCUAUCCAAGACAAGGGCAGAGGGAAGAGCAAGUUUCUGGACUCUGACGAGAUGAGAAAUUGUGCUCUUUGUAGUGGUUGUUUGCCAUUUGAGUUACCUUUUGAUCCAGGCAGCACUUGGGUUCUGAGCAAGAGCCUGACUGCAGGUUUGACUGAUCCCCACCCAAGUCCCCGAGUCUCGGGGUGCUGUGACAUCAGGAACUGCUGGCCCAAAACUUCAAACCCAAAACCUGGUGGAAGGUUGUAGCCCUGGCUUCCCCUGAGACAGUUGUGCGUCUCAGACCCUGCAUGGUCCCUUCCAGGCCCCUUGACGAAAGAGGUCAAGGAAACCUCAGGCCGAGUGUGCAGGGGUGUGGGGUGCCGUGAGACCCUGCUGGGCCUGGUGAAGGGGGGCCUCCAGCUGGGCUGAGGGGCACUUUGGGGGUGGGUACCCUCCGCUGUGCUUUGGAGAUUGGGCUGCUCACAUGAGUCUGGGUGCUGAGCCUUCCUUUAGUGGUAAAGAGCGGAGUUUGGGGGGCACCCCAGGGUUUGAGGGGACUGUGGACUCCAGGCCUAAAAGGCCUGCUGAUUGAGGACUUGGCCCCCAGAAGCUGGGGGGCAUUUUCUAAGACCUGCUAUUGUCCCAAGGCCCAGGGGCCAGGGCUCCUCCUCAAGAGUCCGGACGGUUCCUUCAGCUCCCCCAGGGGGAAGCUGGUUCAGAUAGAGGCCCCGGCCUGCAUGGCCUGGGUGCCCUGGGCAGGCAGGGGGAGGGGCUGCUGGGCGACAUCCUGGGGGCAGGGACAAAUGCCCACUUUUGGGCCAUUGCAGAGGGGCUUGGGCUGAGGCACAACUUGGUAGGGUUGGGGAACCCAGGGGUGAGAGAGGGAGAGGGGGUUUUGUUGAAAUCACAGGCUUGUGCCUGGAGUCCUUCCUGAGGCUUUCCGGGCAGGGGCUGCAUGAGGGGCUAGCUGGGUUCUGCUGGGUGAUGAGUGUGGUGCCAGGCAUUAGUUCUUUGGCCACUGUGUGUCGCACUGGUGGUCCUAUCCUACCUCUUCAGUGCGUAAUAAGGCCAGUCCUGUCCUCGUUGCCUUUUUUUUGGCUGCGCCAUGUGGCCUGCGGAAUCUUAGUUCCCCGACCAGGGAUCGAACCCGUGCCCCCUGCAGUAGAAGCGCGGAGUCUUAACCACCGGACCGCCAGGGAAGUCCCCUUGUUGUCUUUUUUUUUUUUUUUUUUUUUAAUUUGGUUGGGCUGGGUCUUGGUUGUGGCAGGCGGGCUCCUUAGUUGUGGUUUGUGGGCUCCUUAGUUGCGGCUCGCCGGCUCCUUAGUUGAAGCACGUGGGCUCCUUAGUUGCGGCUCGCGGUCUCCUUUGCUGUGGCAUGCGAACUCUUAGUUGCAGCAUGCAUGUGGGAUCUAGUUCCCUGACCCAGGCUCCCUGCAUUGGGAGCACGGAGUCUUAUCCAUUGUGUUAUCAGGGAAGUACCUCCCCGCCCCUUGUUGUCUUUUGUGCCGGAGAAAAUUGAGGCCCAGAGAAGGAUGUGACCAGCCUCAGAGCAUACUGCUGGUGACCUGUGGGGUCUGGCCAGCAUCUGUCCUGGGAGGGCCUGGGAGGCCCUACAAGGUCCUGGGUUGUGGAGCCCCCUCCGUAGCCCUCCCUGUCUCUAGGGUCUUCCUGGCAGGUGGUGGGAAGGCAGCCCAUCCUGGGCACUGCAGGAACUGCUCCUUGGAACUGCCCAAGCUCUCGGGGGCUUGGCCCUGGCACGUAGUGUGGGGCACUCCGACUGCCCUGGCUUGUGCUGUCUGUCAGAGGCUUGGCAUAUGGCCAACGCUGUGCUGAGCCCUCUGGGGCCCAGCUUCUGGAUGGGCAAACUGGGGCAGGUACAGUCCAGCCCGACCACCGCAGAGGCCCUGGGCCAGGCCUGCGUGCAGAGUUAGGUCUCGCUCUGGAGGCCGAGGGGGAGCCUGGCUGGUGGGGAGGGCUCUGGAGCAUGGUGACUGUCCUGCUGUGGACAGACCGCCUGGGCUGGGUAGGUGCCGGGGCCAAGGCUGGCCACCUGCUGGCCACCCAGAGAGCGCCCCUAGGGUGGCCGGUAAGGGACUAGCCACGUGUGGCCGUUGGCUUGCCCCUUGGCAGGCCGGCAGCACUUGGAGCGCCUUGCUGGUUAGCCGCGUUCCGAUUCAGAGCUGAGCGGUUAGGGCUGCAGGGGCAGCGCCCCCGCCUCCCCAGAGCCCAACAGAGGGCAGGUGCCCUAGUACCUGAGCCUGUGUUGGGUCUGGAGGCUCCGGGAGGGUGGGAUGGGGACUGGCCCUGGAGCCUGGGAACUCCUGCGGCCCCCAGGUUCUGAGGCGAGGCCUGCCGGGGGGCGCGCAGGCCACCCCCUCCGCUCCAGAGCAGGGGGCUUCCAGGGCGGCGCUGGGAGCGAGCAGUCACACAGCCGGCAGCCUCGGGUCCCUCAGGAAGUCCCAGGACUCCAUCCCGAGUCGCUCGCCUGCAGGCCCACGCCCUGGCUGGGCCACCGGAGACAGAGGAGAAGCCCGCUGGGUUGGGCCCAGCAGCGACUGUUGCUCUCUGCUGAGGCCCUCGGGCCCUGCCUUGGGGCACCUAGAACCAGAGCCGCGCAGAGCGGUGCGGGGUCCCCAGGCCUUCCUGGCUUCCUCACUGGGGUGCUAGGCAGCGGCUGGGACUUCAGCAAGCCCGGUGCUUCCUUGUCUGGCCUCACUUCCGGGGGCCCUGCAGCUUCUUCCUCCCAUGACUGAGUGGUCAGGUCGCCAUGUACUGCUUCCUCUCUGCCUUCUAGAAGCCACAGCGACCCUCUCCCUGGGGCUGUGGCACGGUGAAGCCAGGCCCUCUUGGGCUCAGGCCCUUGGCGGGGCUUUGAGAACACGUGUGACCUGGGCUCUUGGUCUGAGCUUCCCACAGGGUGGCAGCAGCCUACGGUGCCGUGUCCCCCUACCCUCUCCUCCACUCAUCGCGUCUCUGGCUUCUCCACUGACCCCGGGCGGUGGACGGGUCAGACUGCUUUUCCUCCCUGGCCGCUCUCGGGACCAGCCUCGCUCCACGACCCCCAGCCAGGCUGUGUGUCCAGAGAAGGCGCUGGCCGGCCCCUGCCAGCCCCCUCCUCGUCUCGCACAUCUUAACUUUUGACCUGACUUAGAAAUUGAGAUUUGAGUGCAGCUGAUCUAGGGUGCUUGUGUGGACCUGGAUCCUGUGACUGAGGCCUUUGUCCCCGGCCCCCGCAUCGGUCCUCAGCACAUAGGUCCCAUCGCUCACUGGACCCCAAGCAUGACCCACAGGCGCUGAGAGCUCACUCAGCCUCUUGCAGCCCUCAGCUCAGGGUGCACGGACCCCUGGUGUUUACCGAGGACCCCAUCGUGUGCAGGCGUGGCUUGGCAGUGGCCCUUGUACUAAUGGUCACUUGAUGUGCGCUGGCUGUUUUAUCCACCUACUAGCAGAUGCCCGGCUGAAGGAGGAGCAAGCCACGUGCCCCAACUGUCGUUGCGAGAUCAGUAAGAGCCUCUGCUGCCGCAACCUGGCCGUGGAGAAGGCCGUGAGCGAGCUGCCCUCUGAGUGUGGCUUCUGCCUGUGCCAGUUCCCCCGCUCCCUCCUGGAGAGGCACCAGAAAGAGGAGUGCCAGGACAGGGUGACGCAGUGCAAGUACAAGCGUAUCGGCUGCCCAUGGCACGGCCCUUUCCACGAGCUGACAGUGCACGAGGCCGCGUGUGCCCACCCAACCAAGACGGGCAAUGAGCUGAUGGAGAUCCUGGACGAGAUGGACCAGAGCCACCGCAAGGAGAUGCAGCUCUACAACAGCAUCUUCAGCCUGCUCAGCUUCGAGAAGAUCGGCUACACAGAGGUCCAGUUCCGGCCGUACCGCACGGACGACUUCAUCACGCGCCUGUACUAUGAGACGCCGCGGUUCACGGUGCUGAACCAGACGUGGGUCCUGAAGGCGCGCGUGAACGACUCAGAGCGCAACCCCAACCUGUCGUGCAAGCGCACGCUGUCCUUCCAGCUCCUCCUCAAGAGCAAGGUAACGGCGCCCCUGGAGUGCUCUUUCCUGCUGCUCAAGGGCCCGUACGACGACGUGAAGAUCAGUCCUGUCAUCUACCACUUUGUCUUCACCAAUGAGAGCAACGAGACGGACUACGUGCCGCUGCCCAUCGUCGACUCCGUGGAGUGCAACAAGCUGCUGGCCGCCAAGAACAUCAACCUGCGGCUCUUCCUGUUCCAGAUACAGAAGUAGGCAGCCCCGAGGCACUGCCCACGCCUGCCCGGCAGCGGCUUCACGGCGCCAUUGCCCAUCUCAGCCAAGAAGGAAGAGGAACAGAAGCGAACACUGGGACGUCUGCAUGCGUGUGCGAAGGCGGGAGCGCCCCUCUCGCCCUCUGCCCCACCUCCCCUGUCCCGGGCGCUGGAGGCCGGGCCACCGCAGAGGAGACGCUGCUCGGGGACCCAGGGGGCGCGGCGCAGCACGGCAGCCUGGCCCCGGCCCCUACCGCGCAGCGGGCCACACGCCUGCUCUGGGCCGCACAUGGGGCUGCGCAUGGCCCCUGGGCCGGGCUCGGGGGCGCUGACCUCAGACGGCAUAUUUGAUUGCAAUUAAAAAGGCACCCUUGUUUCCUA
Messenger RNA from Balaenoptera ricei (Rice's whale), 4702 nucleotides. RefSeq names its product zinc finger TRAF-type containing 1 (gene ZFTRAF1). Gene Ontology annotation, cellular component: nucleus. Lineage: Eukaryota; Metazoa; Chordata; Mammalia; Artiodactyla; Balaenopteridae. The coding region runs from base 3498 to 4322 and encodes 274 amino acids. The transcript is spliced from 4 exons. Gene Ontology annotation, molecular function: zinc ion binding. The record is from RefSeq and is a predicted model, not a curated record.